This is a messenger RNA of Penicillium crustosum, 1209 nucleotides long. RefSeq lists its product as uncharacterized. NCBI's taxonomy places the organism in Eukaryota, Fungi, Ascomycota, Eurotiomycetes, Eurotiales, Aspergillaceae. The coding region runs from base 1 to 1209 and encodes 402 amino acids. The record is from RefSeq and is a predicted model, not a curated record. The transcript has 6 exons.
AUGUACGUUGUGAUCGUCACUUCGGCCUUUAUGGGGCUGGCGGUUUUGACUGUCGCCCUCCGGCUAUACACUCGGGUCUACGUGGUGAAGGCUCCUGGACUAGAUGAUUUGAUUAUAAUAGCUGCAUUGCUCGUCGACCUAGCAUUCUUCGCCUUUAUAAUUCUUGAACGAGAAUAUGGCAUUGGCGUCCCCGUGUCAGAACUAUCGGAAGAUGAGAUUCAACGCCAACUAUUUUGGUUAUGGCUUUCUGUCCCUUUUUACAACAUGACUAUGAUCCUAGCCAAGUUCUCAGCCCUGACUCUCUUCACCCGUCUCUUCCGUCCCCGUCCCUUCCGCUUGGCUACCUACAUCAUAAUGGGCUUUCUCACUAUCAUAGGCCUAUGGACGACCCUAAGUGGCUUUUUCUUCUGCGUCCCUAUCCACGCCUUCUGGAGUCCGUCUGCAGAGGUCCGCGAGACGAAAUGUCUACCCUCCGGCCCUGUGUGGUUUACCAAUGCGGCACUCCAGACGAUUACCGACAUAGUGAUAUUGAUUUUGCCCAUGCCGCUGUUAUGGAAGCUACAACUACCGAGUAGACAAAAAUGGGGAAUAAUUGUGGUUUUCAGUCUUGGGAUCAUUAUUGUUGCCACCAGUUCCGCUCGCAUGUAUCCAUUGAGCGUCAUGGUUGCCGGAGGAGACUUUACCUAUGCAAAUGCCCAAGCAGCCCUCUGGUCCUUCCUCGAAGCAAACGUAUCCAUCAUCUGCGUCUGUCUGCCACCUCUCCAUCCACUCCUCUCCCGCCUGUUCUCAUUCUUCUUCCUCCCUCGACCGAUACCCUCCCGGCCCUCAAAGGUUCAUUCCAAUAGAACCCAGAUGAGCGAGCCUCUCCACCGGGAUGGUAGUAUCUGGUGUAAUGAACUCUUCAGUCCCGGGCCAGCGAGUUACUCUGCUAGUAUUUCCAAGGUCGAUACGAAUGAAGAUGAGCAUGAGAACGAGGAGGGGAUUCGGGUUAAACGAGAGUUAAGGAUGCAGUCUGAUACCCUUACCCCUGUUGUCAGGGCUCAUUCUGCGAAAAGUCUUCGUUUCGACAUUGAGAUGGGGGAGGGGGUAACGAGGAGUAGGACUGCGCAUGCGAAGCCAUGCUCGAAUCCUAGUGUCGAGAGGGAUUUCGGUGAUUUUGGGGACUUCGAGUUCCCGGACUAUAAGGAGAGGAUGAAUGCUCCUAUUUGA